Molecule: messenger RNA, 1291 nt
Organism: Cynara cardunculus var. scolymus (artichoke)
Lineage: Eukaryota; Viridiplantae; Streptophyta; Magnoliopsida; Asterales; Asteraceae
Product: ACT domain-containing protein DS12, chloroplastic-like
Exons: 10
Coding region: 259-1137 (292 amino acids)
Cellular component (GO): chloroplast stroma; chloroplast thylakoid membrane
Source: RefSeq, a predicted model, not a curated record
UAUUUAACUAAUAAUUAAGUUUUAGCAAGAACACAAUGAGAAAAGCUGUGAAUCAAAUUGAACAAAUUUAGAAUGAUUUCCAUGAAUGUGUGUUGUGUGCUGAUACCAAUGAAUUACAAGUGUACUACAAGUUGACGUAUUUGGUUCAGCCGUCUCCAUCAUCAUUCAUUCAUAUUCAGCUCUUGCUUUUCGUCAUGCCUACCUUCUUCCCCAAUUCAAUUUCUCAUUUCCCUUUUCUUUACAACAGUUGAUUUAACCAUGAAAUCUGCAAUGGGUGUGUCUAUGGCUGCUUGUGGUUCUACAGUUGCGGUUUACAACAAUUUGGUUGCAUUUGCGAACCAACCUUUUUCUAAAUCUGCAAUUUCUAGCUGCUCUUUUACUUCGAAUCCUGCUAGAUUUCCUUCUGUUUCCCCCAAAUCAAGAUUGUCAUAUACACUGAGUACUGUGAUUCCAAAAGCUUCAGCCACAGCUGUGGAGGAUGGGAUCUAUCAGGAAACUGAUGAUGUUCCAAUACCUAAAGUGAUUAUAGACCAGGAUUCAGAUCUGAAUGCAACUGUGGUAGAGAUUACCUUUGGGGAUCGCCUUGGAGCUCUUCUUGAUACUAUGAGGGCUCUUCAAAAUCUUGGACUGAAUGUCGUCAAGGCAAAUGUUCAUCUGGAUUCUUCAGGAAAGCACACUAAGUUUCUGAUCACUAAAGCUUCAACUGGCCGUAAAGUUGAGGACCCAGAGUUACUUGAGGCAAUUCGUUUAACGAUUAUCAGCAAUCUUCUUUUGUACCAUCCGGAAUCAAGUGCCCAAUUAGCAAUGGGAGAAACCUUUGGGAUCGAGGCACCAAAACAGAAGAUUGAUGUGGACAUUGCAACCCGCAUACAUGUAUACGAUGAUGGGCCUAAUCGAAGCCUGCUCUCUGUGGAGACGGCAGAUCGGCCUGGAUUACUGGUGGAUCUUGUGAAGAUUUUUACUGAUAUAAAUGUUGCAGUAGAAUCAGGAGAGUUCGACACUGAGGGGUUGUUAGCGAAGGCCAAAUUUCAUGUGAAUUACAGGGGCAAAUCGCUUAUCGAGCCACUUCAACAGGUUUUGGCGAAUAGUUUACGUUACUUUCUGAGGCGACCAACAACAGAGGAUUCGAGUUUUUGAAAGGGUUUUCAGAUCAAAAGAUGUAUCAGAAGCUGAAUAUGCAAUCUGCAUGUAGUUUAUACAAAGGCACCCUGUUAGUAGUUAUGGGAUGUUAAUGUUACAUUAUUGUAGUAACAAUUUUACCUUUUAAGUAUUACUGGGUUUUUUAUGGAAA